Molecule: messenger RNA, 558 nt
Organism: Rotaria sordida
Lineage: Eukaryota; Metazoa; Rotifera; Eurotatoria; Philodinida; Philodinidae
Source: the annotation of a GenBank genome assembly
AUGAUUUAUGAUUAUCAAACAUCAAAUAUGGCUUCUUGUGUUAUUGACAUUCUUUUCUCCAAGAUCGAUUCAACUUCAAAUGAACGUGAAAAACUUCUAGAUGAAAUUCGAUCAUAUCGAAAACAGUUAGGAAGUAAAAAUGUAAUAGGAAAAUCAUUAACUGUAGUAAAUGGAGAAAUAGUGCAAUUUGUCGUUAAUGAUCGAUCACAUCCUCAAUCGGCAGAAAUUUAUGCUGAACUUAAUCGUUUAACGAUUAAACUUCUUGAAGAUGGUUAUAUAUUUGAUCCACGUUGGAUCAGUCGUAAAUUACGAAAAGAUGAAACUAUUAUAUCUGUAUUAUGUAGUCAUAGUGAAAAACUUGCAUUAGCUUUAAAUUUGAUUCAAAAACCUAGUCCAUCUUUUAUUCAGAUAACGAAUAAUCUUCGUCUUUGUGGUGAUUGCCAUGAAUUCAUGAAACGAGUAGCUAAACUUCGACAAUGUGAAAUUGUUAUACGUGAUGCAAAUCGUAUUCAUCGUUUCAAGACAAAUGGUGAAUGUUCUUGCAAAGAUCAUUUCUAA